Saccostrea echinata is the source of this 4601-nucleotide messenger RNA. RefSeq names its product multidrug resistance-associated protein 1-like. The record is from RefSeq and is a predicted model, not a curated record. The transcript has 29 exons. Gene Ontology annotation, molecular function: ATP hydrolysis activity; ABC-type transporter activity; ATP binding. Gene Ontology annotation, biological process: transmembrane transport. NCBI's taxonomy places the organism in Eukaryota, Metazoa, Mollusca, Bivalvia, Ostreida, Ostreidae. Bases 55 to 4593 code for a protein of 1512 amino acids. Gene Ontology annotation, cellular component: membrane.
UUCUUCUUCAGAGAAAUAAUAGAUAAGAAUAUUGAAUUCAAGUUGAACAGUGACAUGCCUGAACUCUGCAGAAACAACACUCUAUUCUGGGACUGGAACCUGACUAUAAGAGGGGAGAAGCCAUUAUUUUCUCCUUGCUUCCUUUCCUCUGUUCCUGUGUGGGUGAUCCAUGGCUGGAUAUGGAUUGUCUCUCCUUUCUAUAUGUAUUACCUGAUUAGACAGAAAACAAGUCCAAAUCCUCUAAGCUGGAGAAUCAUCUUAAAAACGUUACUCCUGACAAUUAAUAUUGUAUUAUUAAUUGUUGAGUGGAUAGUUGAGGAUGCGUCUCAUUAUUUGACAUGGAAGACAGCUGUAUUCAGCUGUACUCUGCAGAUCAUUACACUGGUUUUGGUGGGUUUCUACAUUUAUAUGGAGCGAUGGAAGGGCUUUGUCACUUCAGGGGUUUUAUUCAUUUACUGGACUGUGGCCAUCGUAAUUAAUACUGUCCCACUCUACCACAGAAUUCUCCUAUCGGAAUAUUCUGGAAGCUGUCUGUCAUUGGCCCUGUUUUCUACUAUCUAUGGGAUACAGUGGAUGCUGUGGUUUUUGUCCUGUUUUGCUGAAACUCAAAAAUCCAAGGACAAGGGGAAUAGCCCAUAUUCAAAAUCUUCCUUUCCGGUCAGGCUAUUUUUUUCCUGGACUUUUUGGGUUUUAACCAAAGGAUACAGAAGAACUUUAAAACAAGACGAUAUUUAUCCCUUAGAUUCUAAUGACAGAGCUGAUUACCUGUUUACUAAAUAUUCAAAAUGCCGGAAACGCUCAGAAAAUAACAGACGGAAGCGUAUUAAAAUAAAAAAGGAACAAGAAGAUGCAGGAGAAUCCUUGCUUACUGAGGUUGGACAUACACAUUAUUCCGACCCUCGUACUUCCAAUCAAUCCCUUUUGACCAUCCUUUUAAAAAUUUUUGGAUGGGAAUAUCUAAAAUUCCAUCUACUUACUACACUCAUGCUUGUCACUAGAUUUACCAACCCUCAAUUACUCAGCUUACUUCUAGAGUUUAUAGCAGAACCUGGGACAAACCAGCUAUGGUGGGGUUAUAUGUUGGCCGUAUCACUUUUUGUAGUAUCAGUGAUAGAGGUUUUCCUUCACUAUCACUCUAUGUACACGGCCUGGAACCUUGGGAAAAGAGUCAGUGCUACACUAAUGACUGCACUGUAUAAAAAGGCAUUGACAGUAAGUCGCAACUCAAAGCAGACCUCAUCAGUUGGUGAAAUUUUAAAUUUGAUGUCGGUCGAUACUUCUACCAUUCAAGACAACAUGAUGUUCGUCGGGAUCUGGAUUGAAGCACUUGUGGAGACAAUGCUGGCUCUUUAUUUUCUGUAUGAGAUCCUUGGUUAUGCCAUGUUUGCAGGAUGUGGGGUUUUGGCUCUUUUGGUACCAAUGAAUGCUUUCCUUGCCUCUAGAACAUUUAGGGUGAUGCAGGAACAAAUGAAAGUCAAAGACUGGAGAAUUAAUCUUUUAUCUGAAGUUAUCAAUGGCAUAAAGGUCUUAAAGCUGUAUGCUUGGGAAAUGACUUUUAAAAACAAAAUUAUAGAUGUAAGAAACAAGGAACUUAAAAAACUACUGCAUUUGAGGGUCUUAGAGCGAAUCUUGGAAACACUUUUUCACAUAACACCUGUUAUAGUGAUAUUUUCUACGUUCUUUACAUACGUUCGCAUCAGUGAUAAACCUCUUGAGGCCAGGACAAUAUUUGUCUCUCUUUCUCUAUUCAAUAUUCUAAGAUUUGCCAUCGACAUGAUACAAGUGGCUCUACGCAAAAAUUUGAACUUCUUCGUGGCAGUCAAACGAAUUAACAAAUUCCUAAACAGAACAGAUAUCCAAGAAGAUGUUGUUCAAAGAAAUUUCAAACAAGAGAAAGCCAUUGAAAUCAGAAACGGUGUGUUUGCUUGGGAUGGCAACCGUAUCCUAGAAGAUGUGAAUGUAGAAAUCCCAGAGGGAAGCCUUGUAGCAGUCGUUGGACAGGUCGGACAGGGGAAGUCAUCACUGCUGUCAGCAAUACUGGGGGAGAUGACAAAAAUAAGGGGGAACGUUAGCAUUAAGGGGUCUAUUGCAUAUGUUUCACAGCAGGCCUGGAUUCAGAACGCUACCAUACAGGAUAACAUCCUUUUCGGAUUCAAAUUGGACAAGGAACGAUAUAACAGAAUAGUAGAGGCCUGUGGUCUGACGCCUGAUCUGAAUAUGUUUCCUGCAGGAGAUCAGACAGAAAUAGGAGAAAAGGGGAUUAACCUGAGUGGUGGACAGAAGCAGAGAGUAAGUCUUGCUCGGGCCGUGUACAAUGAUGCAGACAUCUACCUCCUUGAUGACCCACUGUCUGCUGUCGAUUCUCAUGUUGGCAGCCAUAUAUUUGAGGAAGUAAUUGGGUCGUCAGGGUUACUGAAAAACAAGACUUGCAUUUUGGUUACACACGGGAUCCAGUGGUUACCAAAAGUUGAUGAGAUAAUUGUGCUGGUGGAUGGGAAAAUAUCAGAGACUGGCUCUUAUGAUAAACUUCUCAGUCAUGCUGGACCUUUUGCAGAUUUUUUAGAGAAUUAUUUGAUGGAUGUUGAAGGGGAGAUUGAAGAGGAGCUCCGAGUAAAUGUCUUACAGAGAUUAACAUCACUAACCUCCGACGAAACCAAUGGAUCAACCUUUGACUUGAGACAGUCUAUAAACGACCUAAAUGUAAAACAUUUGAAAAUAAAGAGCUCCUCCAGCAUUGCAACAGAUAGACAGACUUCAGUGAACCUAGAGUCAGUGGCAAAGAAAAACAAUGUUAAAGAUAAUCUUAUCGAAGAGGAGUCAACAGAAACUGGACAGGUGAAAUGGCAGCGGUUUAUGACUUACUUCAGGGCAAUAUCUCUGAAGUACUGCAUUCUCUUGGUGAUGUUUUAUGGACUCGGAGAGUGUAUGACCCUGCUCGGAAACAUUUGGCUUAGCAAAUGGACAGAGGAUCCCGUUUUUAGAUUGGUUAAUCAAACUAUCCAUGAUGCAAACGUCCAAGAAAGGAAUACAUAUUUCCUAGGAAGUUACAUGGGUUUUGGAUUAGGGCAAAUCAUUUCUGUGGUGCUGUAUGGAAUUUUGUUUGUACUUAGAACAACUGCUGCGUCUCGCACAAUGCAUACGAACCUUCUACACUCAAUUCUGCGCUGUCCAAUAAGUUUUUUUGACACCACUCCAUCAGGACGAAUCAUUAACCGUUUUUCUAAAGACAUGGAGUCAAUAGACACCGUAUUUCCUUGGUAUUUAGAAAUGGUCAUGUUCUGUAUUAUUUCACUUCUGGGAGUUCUGGUUGCUAUUACGUACAGCUCUCGCUGGUUUCUCCUGGUAGCCAUCCCAAUCGGCAUGUUGUACUUCCUGUUGCUGAGUUUUUACUUACCAACCUCAAGACAACUAAGAAGAAUUUCCUCAAACAACAGAUCUCCAAUUUACAGUUAUUUCAGUGAAACCUUGGCUGGUGCCAGUGUUAUCAGGGCAUUUGGUAAAGAAAACGAGUUUAUGUCUGAGCUUCAGAGGAGAGUGAAUGAUUACCACCAGGUCAAGUGGGCUGAAAUGUCUGUUGAUGGGUGGAGAGGUAUACAUGUUGCAAUGCUGGGAUGCUUUGUGAUAUUAGCAGCCUCUAUAAUCUCAGUAGUAACCAGAAACAGUAUUAGUGCAGGGAUGGCUGGACUCUCAAUAUCCUACUCCUUCAAUGUAACGAACCUGAUGAGCUGGUUGCUGUACACAAUAACCACUGUGGAAACAAAUGCAGUAUCUGUAGAAAGAAUAGCAGAGUACACAGACAAAGAACCAGAGGCUGACCUAGUCAACGCUGAUCACCGACCUCCAGAGGACUGGCCGAGUGAAGGUCAGGUCACUCUGACCUCCUACUCUACACGAUACAGACCUAAGCUAGACUUAGUUCUGAAGGAUAUCAAUGUCACUAUCAAACCCGGAGAAAAGGUUGGCAUUGUUGGGAGGACAGGGGCAGGUAAAUCUUCCCUGACUCUGGCUUUGUUCCGUUUGAUUGAACCAGCUUCUGGGAACAUAGAGAUAGACGGAGUCAAGUUAACAGAUCUAGGACUUCAUGACUGUAGAUCCAAGCUGACUAUAUUGCCUCAGGAUCCAGUGUUGUUUUCUGGAACUCUACGGGUGAACAUAGAUCCAAUGGACCAGAAAACUGAUGGAGAGAUUUGGAAUGCUCUUGAGCAUGCUCAUCUGAAAUCUUUUGUGCAGUCUCUGCCUACUGGAUUAGAAUCAGAGUGUGGGGAGGGUGGAGGUAACCUCAGUGUGGGUCAAAAGCAGUUGGUUUGUCUGGCGCGGUCUCUGUUGAGGAAAACAAAAAUUCUGAUUCUGGAUGAAGCCACCGCUGCUGUAGACCUGGAGACAGAUGAUCUGAUACAGAGGACGAUACGUGAAGAAUUCCGGGAAUGUACAGUGUUGACCAUCGCACACAGGAUCAACACAGUGAUGGACUACGACAGAAUUUUGGUUCUUGACAAUGGUCGUUUACUGGAAUCUGACACACCACAGAAUCUGAUGGCCGACACUAAGAGUCUGUUUCAUGAACUGGCCAAAAAUGCUGGCAUUAUAAAAUAAACUACCUU